Oryza brachyantha (malo sina) is the source of this 414-nucleotide messenger RNA. RefSeq lists its product as uncharacterized. The record is from RefSeq and is a predicted model, not a curated record. Gene Ontology annotation, molecular function: sugar transmembrane transporter activity. Gene Ontology annotation, biological process: carbohydrate transport. Gene Ontology annotation, cellular component: membrane. Bases 1 to 414 code for a protein of 137 amino acids. Lineage: Eukaryota; Viridiplantae; Streptophyta; Magnoliopsida; Poales; Poaceae. The transcript has 3 exons.
AUGCUCGGCCUCUCGGUGGUGUUCGCGCUGGUGGCGCCCGUCCACGGCCAGGGCUGCAAGCACUUCUACGGCGUCGCCACCACCGUCUACUCCAUCUGCAUGUACGCUUCCGCCCUCUCCAUCAUGAGGCCGGAGAUCAAGACGAAGAGCAUGGAGUACAUGCCGUUCCUGCUGUCGCUGGGGGGUUUUCCUAGGCAGCACGUCCUGGUUCAUCUACGAUCCCGAACGGGUGUGGGAGCCUGGGAGGGCUUCCUGGGCAACGGCAUGGACAUGGUCUCCCCUUGUAGCAGCCCCUACAACAGCCUCAUCUACGGCUACUCCAAGCCCUUCGAGGUUGACCCGAACGGGAUGAUACGCGCGAUGGCUACCCUGCUGCGCGGCAGGAUCACCAUGCCCGGCCAGGCCAGUUCAUGA